AAACAGCGUUCUGGGUAACGGGUGAAGCCCUAUCGCAACAGCGACGUCAUACAGAAUACAAAAAAGCAGCCUAGCAGCGAGCUCUGAUUGGCUGAGGCGGAAAGGCUCGUCGCAGCUGAUUGGCUGAAAGGUACCACUGUACCCUACUGUACACAGACAACAACAAUAAACCCGAGGUGAUAUGAGAUCAUCGUACACGCUGGAUGAGAAAUUAGACCGCGGUGGAGUUCAGACAAUCGGCGAAGACAAUCACUCGGACUAGAUGACGCGGGAGCCGCUGUGUUUUUCUCUUUAUAUUGUUCCAGUGAUGUCGUUAUUAGAAAUCCUGAGAAUCGCGUCGAUGGCUUUAAAACUUGCUGAUUAGACACAGGCAUGGUAGCUUUUGUUAUUUGGGUGUGUCGUGUGCCAUGAGCAAUCAAUACCUACUGAGAUUAAGGAAAGCUCAUUAUAAUUUCGACACGGAGGGAUAUACUAAAUUACUAAACACCAGAAUAGGAUCUGAAGGAGGAUCUCUGAAUCAGUUCUUCUGGAAUUCAUCAAGACCUCCAGCUUCCACAAUGGAUGAGACACCGCACAGUGGAGGAGAAGACGUCAGUCCUCUGGAUGACAAUGAAUCAAGAUGGUCAGAGACAAUCAAGAAUAUUAACCCUCCAAGAGUCGGAGGUCGAGUGCGACUCUACUCUGAGUCCCAGGUGCACACGGUAAGCCGCUGGGAAGAUGCCGAGCUCCAGGAUGGAAUUUCAGCUGAGGAGAGCGGAGGAAGUUCGGACGGAGCCCCGUUCCGAGGUCGAUCCCAAUCUGCUCCUGCUGCACUGUGGAAAGCGAAGAAGUACGGACGACAGCUGAGAAGGAUGAGUGAUGAAUUUGACACCUGGCUGGACAGAGGGGACAUAAGGAGAGCAAGCAGUCCUGGGAAAGCGUCGCAGAAGCAAUCCAGCCGUGGGUGGUUCUCCUUCAUUUGGGGAUCUCGAGAGGAGGAGGGAAGAGAAUAAGAUGCCACACAGUUGAAACACAGAGAAGUGAAGCUACAAUCGUCAAAAACGAAGGCUGGUCAUUGUUUGUCACCAGUAUGGCCUUUUCAUCAAGUGCUCGAUCAAACUCCAAUUCAGAUUUUUUUUUUUUAUGUCACUGAAAAUUAAGGUGCAAGGUGCUAAAACAUUUGACCAUUGCAAUACCUGACAAGUUGUUUUUAGAAGAAGAUUUGACAAUCUUACCUGACAAUCUGUGAUCUUUAUGGACAAUCUCACACAUACUGAUAAAUUCAACCCCUAAAUAUUUACAAAUUGUUUAUUAAUUGUAUUCUAUAAAAGAAUAUUUGAUAAGAAAUGUGAAAUAUUGUUAUAUGAUGUCUUUUAUAAAUGGAUAUAAUAUAUAUAUGUUAUGUUUUAAGCGUUUGUCUUACUGAAGGAUUUCAAGAAAAUUGUUGGUGAAAUGUAAAUAUAUUUUAAAGACUUUAAAAGUCUCUGAAGCAGCCUGUGAAAAUCGUGUGUAAUGGUGGUUAAUAAUGAUGCGGGUAAUGGUCUUAUUCAGUCAGGUUCGUCUCAGGGUUGGUUUUUACUUUUGUAUUAUUUUGUUUUUGUUACCGUUUCCAUUUUAAUAAAACAUCAACUUGGAGACCUGAGUGCAUAAUGUGUUCAUGAAAUGCUUUUGAAUUUCACACCAUUUCUUGUACAUAUUUCCGAAUCGAAAGACUGCUGGAUGUCUUUGGCCUUUAUAUACACGACGCACUGGACUUUAGCAGCUUGGGUUCAUUUGCCCUGUAUGCAAAAGAACAGAAAGUCCCUGCCAAACCUGUGGUUAAGCAAAUCCUUACAGAUGGACACCCCAAAUGCUGUGCAAGCUGAAGCUGGUCUUGAAUCUAUCAGGCAUUUUGUUGAUGCCUUACUUGAAAUGGUGUUUCUAUUAGUCUUUUUCACAAACCCUUGGCAAGAAUUUAUACAGCAUUACAUAUAUUGUGAUGAGACUGUUUGUAUAAGGCUUUGUUCUAUUUGUAUUAUUGUUUAAUUUAUUAUUUGUGAUCAGAAAUAAAAUUUUGA
This is a messenger RNA of Clarias gariepinus (North African catfish), 2036 nucleotides long. It is a transcript of the gene bada, whose product is annotated as BCL2 associated agonist of cell death a. Bases 408 to 992 code for a protein of 194 amino acids. Gene Ontology annotation, cellular component: mitochondrion. The record is from RefSeq and is a predicted model, not a curated record. The transcript is spliced from 4 exons. Gene Ontology annotation, biological process: apoptotic process. NCBI's taxonomy places the organism in Eukaryota, Metazoa, Chordata, Actinopteri, Siluriformes, Clariidae.